GCCAUCUUUCCCAAUGACAUCAAAAAAGAAUAAAGUUUAUAGUGUGUUUAUUGAAUUUAUUUUACGGUAAAAAUGUCUUUCUAAUCGCUUUGCAAAACGCAAACAAACGCACCCCGCGUGCCACACAAGUUAAAUAAUUUAAAAAUGUUUUCAAAAAUAAUUGCCGCCAUGGCGCCCUUACACCAAACAAGCUCACCAUCUGGAUACGACUCCGAUUUCUUAACAAUAGAAAUACCAUUUAAUACAUCUUUUUCAUCGGACAUAAAUUAUGAUUCCCAAAAAUCUUACCCUGGAGUCGUUAGCCCUUCCACAGGAUUUAUAUUGGAACGGAAAAAUGGAACCAACAUCGCCGCCCAGCAGCGAGCUCUUUCCGAUUUCUGAAUCGGUAGAGUCUUGGCUAUUAGAAGAUAACUUUGCAAAUGAUAUUUUAUUCGUAGAUCAUAAGAAUGUAGAUGUUAAAUUAAAUCCCUCAGAAAUUGAUGAACACUUCAAACAUGGCGAAGAAAUCAUUCUCGAACUUGAGUUUGAUGUUAAAGAAGAGCCAUGGCCUGAAGUUAAAUCAUCAUCUUCACAACAACAACUGAUCGAUUUUGAAUCGUUCGAAUCAGUUUUUCAUCAUCCAUCUUUGGUAACAAAAGUACAAAAUCCCUAUGAAGGAGAAAACUGCAGCAAAUCAAUUUUUAAUAGUGCAACUAUAUUAACCCAAUUAACACCUCCACAAUCCCCACCUCAGGCUGCACUAACACCACCACAAUCUCCACCACAGGGACCCCAAGAUGUAAAAGAGAUCUUCGAUUACUUUUCAUCACAACAGGUAACCGAACAUCAACAUCACCACCAACAUCAACAGCAAGAGCACCAGCAAACAGCACAUCAUCUUAUUCAGGCCCAGCCUCGUAUUCAACCACUCGUCUAUCAGAAUAUCCCUAAUUCGAUUUCAGUUCCAGUUCCAGUGUCAGAUUUGGUUAAUUCGCAGUUGCCAGUUGCCUUCACACCAAAUCCAUACAACAAUGUCAAUCAGGAUAUUGCCCAGAAUUGUCAGAUUGUCGAUGAAAUUGUUGAGACUCGUGCCAAGGAACUACCCGAUUGGCAAGAUGAAGAGAACACCGAAUUCAAUACAUCAUGUUUCUUGUCCUCAUUGUCGCCGCCUUCCCAGUCGGUUGACGAAGAUUGGGGUCGUUCGUCGCCAUCAUCAUCAGAUUCAUCAUAUUCAUCGGUGAUUGGAGAUUCCUCGUCCAGCGAUGGAUGUGGUGGAAAAAUGCAAACGAGCAGCAGUCUCGCCAAAAAACGCACCCGACCCUACGGUCGUGGACCUGAGGAUCGUAAAAAUCGCAAAAAGGAACAAAACAAAAAUGCCGCCACUCGUUAUCGUCAAAAGAAAAAGCAAGAAAUGGAAACAGUCCUUAGCGAGGAACAAGAAUUGUCCAAUCGCAAUAAGGCUCUGUCCGCCACUCUUGCUGAUCGCAAGCGUGAGGCUAAAUACUUGAAGAAACUGAUUAUGGAAUUUUACCAGAGUAAAAAGUUGUAAUUAAUGUUGUUGCUAUUAAUACAAAAUAAAAAUCUACAUUCAUUCAAAGGAAAUUUAACAAAAACAACAAAAUAGAAAAUACAAAAAAGUAAAGUAAAAUUUACAAAUAUAAAACACAAGUUUAAAAGUUAUCUCAGUUUUAAAUGUCUAAGUUUAAUAUUUCUGUUUGCAUUUGUGCAAAAUAAAAAAAAAAAACAAGAAAAAACAAAUUUAAAAUAUUGCAAUUUUUCUUUUUAAUUAACUUUAAUUUUAAGCAGCUUACAAUUAGUUUGAGUUUCCUUUGUAACAUUUGCGAAGUCUUAUAUCUUUGUUUUAGCCAAAUUUCUAUUUUUUAAUGUAAUUUAAACAAUUUUAUAUUUUUUUUUAUACAAACAAACAAAAGUUAUUAAUAUUAUCCAUCUUAUUAUAUGUAUGUAUCUUUAGUUCUCAAAUAGAAAAAGAAGUAUCUUAAAUGUUUCUAAAUGUUUGGUCUUAAUAGAAAUUUACUUUACAUGUCUUUUUCAAUUCAGACGACUUAUCUUGUUUGUGUAGUAAUUGAAUUGCUAGGACCGAAUAUUUGACCACAAGAAAAUCAAACAUAAGAUAUAAAAAAAAUAAAAACCCCUUCAAAAUAAUGAUUUGUUAUUUUGUGUAUUUUAAGAUGCUGUCUAUUUGAGUUAAGAAAAAAAUGUAUGUUUAUCUUACAUGAAAAAAUAUAUAAACCAAAAGGGUUACUAUAA
This is a messenger RNA of Eupeodes corollae, 2247 nucleotides long. RefSeq names its product activating transcription factor of chaperone (gene crc). The record is from RefSeq and is a predicted model, not a curated record. The transcript has 5 exons. Gene Ontology annotation, cellular component: nucleus. Bases 269 to 1528 code for a protein of 419 amino acids. Gene Ontology annotation, molecular function: RNA polymerase II transcription regulatory region sequence-specific DNA binding; DNA-binding transcription activator activity, RNA polymerase II-specific. NCBI's taxonomy places the organism in Eukaryota, Metazoa, Arthropoda, Insecta, Diptera, Syrphidae. Gene Ontology annotation, biological process: regulation of transcription by RNA polymerase II.